Austrofundulus limnaeus is the source of this 841-nucleotide messenger RNA. It is a transcript of the gene spcs3, whose product is annotated as signal peptidase complex subunit 3. The transcript has 5 exons. The record is from RefSeq and is a predicted model, not a curated record. Gene Ontology annotation, biological process: protein targeting to ER. Gene Ontology annotation, cellular component: signal peptidase complex; membrane. The coding region runs from base 212 to 754 and encodes 180 amino acids. NCBI's taxonomy places the organism in Eukaryota, Metazoa, Chordata, Actinopteri, Cyprinodontiformes, Rivulidae.
AAGAAGAAGAAGAAGAAGAAGAAGAAACAAAAAACAAACACACUCGUGUACAGUAGGUGGCGGUAUGCACCUUGUAGUUGCUGCGAUCCGCCAUAAUAGAAGAGAAGAAGAAGAAGACCAAAACAGGAAGUGACGAGGACUUCCGGUUGUGGCUGUAUCAGUGAACCGUUGUGUUUCAUCCUCUGGUUCGGGCUGCAGCUGUUUUCUGAAGAUGAACACGGUUUUAUCGAGAGCCAACUCGCUGUUCGCCUUCUCCCUGAGCGUCAUGGCGGCUUUAACCUUCGGCUGCUUCGUCACUACGGCCUUCAAGGACCGGAGAGUGCCCGUGGACAUCCACGUCUCCAAAGUGAUGCUGAAGAAUGUUGACGACUUCACAGGACCCAGAGAACGAAGUGAUCUGGGUUUUAUCACCUUUGACAUCUCUGCUGAUUUGGAGCCCAUUUUUGACUGGAAUGUUAAACAGCUGUUCCUCUACCUGUCUGCUGAAUAUGCCACAAAGAGCAACUCUCUGAACCAGGUAGUGCUGUGGGAUAAGAUUGUUCUUCGAGGUGAAAACACCAAACUGAGCUUGAGAGACAUGAAGUCCAAAUACUUCUUCUUUGAUGAUGGYAACGGCCUCAGGUCCAAUAAAAACAUCACUCUGACUUUGUCCUGGAACGUUGUUCCCAACGCUGGGAUCCUUCCUCUGGUAGCUGGAAGUGGGCACGUCAGUCUGCCGUUUCCUGAAACAUACGAAACCACCAAGAGCUAUUAGAGAUGCAGACACACACAACACAACACAACACACACAUUCUGUUUCCUACAUAUUCCAUCUUGGUUUGUAAUAAAGGAGAAAACCUGA